Messenger RNA from Saccoglossus kowalevskii, 1062 nucleotides. RefSeq names its product adenosine receptor A1-like. Gene Ontology annotation, cellular component: membrane. Gene Ontology annotation, biological process: G protein-coupled receptor signaling pathway. The record is from RefSeq and is a predicted model, not a curated record. Gene Ontology annotation, molecular function: G protein-coupled receptor activity. NCBI's taxonomy places the organism in Eukaryota, Metazoa, Hemichordata, Enteropneusta, Harrimaniidae.
AUGACGGAACCGCAGCCUACUUAUCACCCCGAGAACAACUACAAUCACUCGAGCUUCCCGUAUGAUCUUAAUUUUGUGUUCAGCAUGCAGAGAUAUCACAUGAUCAUUAGCUCCAUCAUGUGCGUUUUCGGGUCGUUUAUAAAUUUCUUCGUCAUAUUAGCGUUCCUUCGCUGUAGACGACUUCGCAGCGCAACGAACUGGUUCGUUUUCAGCCUAUCCAUGUCUGAUUUCACCUGUAGUGCUAUCAUAACGCCUUCGGGAGCCGUGUACUACUUCGUACCUGGUUUAGCGGACAAUACUUUCUUUUGCGUCUUUUUCAACGGACUCCGACUCGUCAUCCUCUACUGUACCGAACUGCUUAGCCUCCUACUCAUCGCAAUUGAUCGAUUCAUCGCUGUGACUCGACCUCUCAAAUACCGACAAAUCAUGACAAGAGAGCGGGCAAAAACCAUGGUGGCACUAGUCUGGGUGUUCUCCUAUGUUUUCGGAUAUGUUCCGGCAGUUGUGGACACAGGCUUAAAUAGUUGGAUUGAUCUAUGUGAUGGAUAUUUUAAAUACAGCACAAUUUUCUCACUUAUAUUUGUGUAUGGUCUGUUCACUUUUUCAUUUUUGGCUAUCCUAGUGAUUUAUGCUAUCGUCUUCGUCAGGGCGAGAACACAACUGAAGCGGAAGAUCGGCGACAUGUCGAACGGAGAAUUGAAAAAGAAAGUGUCGAACAGCGCGACCGUUGCAAAGACCAUGUUUGUUAUUGUAGCUAUUUUUACCAUUGCUUGGGUACCGAAUAUGACGAUAAGUCAAAUAUUACUACAUUGUGAGCAAGUUGAAAUCCGGGGACAAGUGUUUUCUCAGUGUAGUAACAACAUAAAUCACAAUCUCGCCCUUGGUAUGAAGUAUUACUCAUUGACCUUUGUUGUAAUAAGUUCCGCGAUCAAUCCGCUUCUUUACUCGUAUCGUAUCAGACUGUUGAGAAAAGAAGUUCGGAAACUGGUGUUGUGCUGCUUGCCCAAGAAAAGACAGGUAAAUGAAGCACAUCCGGUCGGAAUCAGUAUUAUCUCUAAUUAA